CAUGUGUGUGUAGUUGACGGGGUCGCGGCUUUAGUGUGUUAAAGCGGAAAUGCGUUGGGCGCCAUUUUGUGCGUGGGGCUUGAGUGAGAUGGGAAAAUGGCAAAGCGCUAACAAAUGUGCGGCCUAUUGACACAUUCGGCGUGACACAUUUCGCAGGGUAAAUAAAUUGUGUAAAUCACAUGUUCGGCUAACGAAAUCCCAACCAAAUUCUCCAUGAGAAAUCCUUGGCCAAAAGGGCUGGUGAGCCAAAGGAAUUUAAAUAAAUAUGACGGCCAUCAGAGAAUUCGCCAUCACCGUACGACGGGCAUCCACCAAAUGCGCCAAAGUUGGGCAUUCCUCGGUCUCGGUGGCGCGGUCUCUGAGGAAACUCUCACCCACGGCAUUCAAGACUCUUCGCCGGGUAAUUGCCAAGGUGGAGCAUUUGGACAUAUUGGGUCAGAAGAUAAGGCUGAAUGAGCGGGAGCAGGAAUCCAACAAGGUUAUCAUGGCCGUCAAAAAAGAGGAGAUAUCCAAGGGCAUAUUGGACCCAAGCCAGUUUACGCCAGGUCAACACAUUUUUAAGACCCUGACCGAGAUCCGUAAAUCGCAGAUCUUUAAUCUGAUUAAGCGGAUGCCCAAGGGCGGAGUGCUCCAUGCUCACGAUACGGCACUCUGCAGUACGGAGUAUCUUAUUAGUUUGACCUACCGUGAGAAUCUUUGGAUUUGUACAGCGAAUGAGGGGUGCGACGCCUCUGCCUUGAGGUUUUCCAAGCAGAAACCACAGGCACUGAACGAUUGCGAUUGGAGUCUGUUGUCCGAGGUGCGAGCGAAGUACGGAUCUAAAAGGGUGGAUGAGUAUCUGGCCGAAAGACUCACCCUGUAUCCCACCACAAAGUUCGAGGACAACAACGCUGCGUGGUCCACGUUUAUGAAUAUUUUCGCGCUACUCGACGGUCUCGUGAUGUAUGCCCCCGUCUGGGCGGACUACUACUAUACUGCCCUUAAGGAGUUCUACGAGGAUGGAGUGCUGUACCUGGAAUUCCGUUCCCUUGUUCCCACGCUUUACGACCUAAAUGGCACGGAAUUCACUGCAAUGGAUACUGUGCGCAUCUAUGUGGAGACCCUGGAAAAGUUCAAAGAGGAUCAUCCCGAUUUUAUCGGUUCCCGCAUGAUCUACGCUCCCAUCCGUAACACCAAUACAGAGGGACUAACUUCCUAUAUUAACACUUUGAAAGAGAUUAAGGAAAAAUACCCGGACUUUGUGGCUGGUUUUGAUUUGGUUGGCCAGGAGGAGUUGGGACGUCCCUUAAGGGACUUUAUCGAUGAACUGUUGACGAUACCUGAGGAUAUUGACUUUUAUUUCCACGCUGGAGAGACAAACUGGUUCGGUUCAUCUGUGGACGAGAAUCUGAUUGAUGCUAUUUUGCUAGGAACUAAGCGUAUUGGCCAUGGAUUUGGUCUAGUCAAACAUCCCGUCGUGCUGGACAUGCUGAAGAAACUGAAUGUGGCCAUUGAGGUCAGCCCCAUUUCGAAUCAGGUGCUUCAGUUGGUCACGGACUUCCGGAACCACCCGUGCUCCCACUUCAUAGCCGAUGGCUAUCCGGUGGUUAUUUCCUCGGAUGAUCCCUCCUUCUGGAAGGCCACGCCCCUCUCGCACGAUUUCUAUAUCGCUUUUCUGGGAAUAGCCUCGCAACACUCGGAUUUGCGACUCCUGAAGAAGCUGGCCCUGAACUCCAUCCAAUAUAGUUCGCUGUCAGCAGAAGCCCAAUUCGAUGCACUGGAGAAGUGGCAGGCGAAAUGGGACCAGUUCAUUGCAGAUGUCAACGAGAAUGAAUCCAACCGGGGAUCUCCAAGUCAACAUCUCGAUUGACUAGCACGGGUGGUGUCAGUGCUGCUGGUUACGUUAUCCCUGAUGGCCUCUAACCUUUAGCGCUAGUCGGAAAAAGCCACCUCACCUGCUGCAUCUACCACUCCACUCCAACUUUACACACGGCUGCAGCGGCUUCAUAACAUUGCAGCCUCAUUCUCAUCCAGUCAGAACUAUAUUCAUAAUCACAUCGUCAAUAUGUAACCAUUGUUGUAAGCUAAUUGUUAUGGACUAGUCCUUAGGUAGACCUAGGCUAAACCCUUUUUCUAAACCAAUGAGAUUCUGUGCCACUAUUAAAGGCUGAACUAUUCUCCUGCGCCAAAGAAAACGAAAGCAAUAAAGAACCCGUUUUAGUCGUAGCCGAAAUAAGA
This is a messenger RNA of Drosophila eugracilis, 2217 nucleotides long. RefSeq names its product adenosine deaminase 2-A-like. Gene Ontology annotation, biological process: inosine biosynthetic process; adenosine catabolic process. Gene Ontology annotation, molecular function: adenosine deaminase activity. The coding region runs from base 266 to 1849 and encodes 527 amino acids. NCBI's taxonomy places the organism in Eukaryota, Metazoa, Arthropoda, Insecta, Diptera, Drosophilidae. The record is from RefSeq and is a predicted model, not a curated record. The transcript has 4 exons.